Molecule: messenger RNA, 1819 nt
Organism: Cylicocyclus nassatus
Lineage: Eukaryota; Metazoa; Nematoda; Chromadorea; Rhabditida; Strongylidae
Source: the annotation of a GenBank genome assembly
GACCGGAAGAUUUCUUAGAAGCUGGAUGAAUUAACAGAAUAGGUUAAUAAACACAUAUCGUUUUGGCAUAUCGAUUUACUAUUAACUGACUACUGAUAAGGUCUCGGUCAUUCCCAUCAGAUCAAGCAGGGGUUGCUCGCCGAGCUUGUUCACGUAAGAAGUACUUGGAGUAUGUCUGUGAGAUUCUCAAAGACUACAUACUACGUAUGCUGGGUGCUCCUCGUCAGUUUUGGCAUGUACAGUCUGUAUAUGAACCUUUCAAAAGAGGCGCUCGGCAGACAACGAAGACAGAUUGGAAUCAGCGUUCGAUGGUCCUUAUAGUCAUAUCAAUUUCAUAUGAAGAGGUAACUUCGACCAUCCGGACCUCCCUUUUGCUCGAGAAAAUUUGGCAAACGUUCGCUUAGGUGACGACGAAAACGGACUAGAUUACUUGAAAAAUUGGAUAGUUCGCCAUUUUUUCUCAAGACUCGAUAACUUGCCCGUAUUUCGACGAAAGCCUGAAACGCAGCACAUUGCAUGCGGAAGAAUACUUGAUGGAGACAAGGCUUACAUCAAGAACAUCACCCUCAAACGCAUAAAGCUACGUAACCGCGAAUUGAACAUGACCUGCAAGGAAGUAAAAGCCCGUAUAUUACCACCGAGAAGUCUGAAGAAGUUAGAGUUUGGAGUGGCUCAUGCUCGCAUUGUAUACGAGAGCUACGAAUUUAUUGAAGACGAAAUACGAUCCAGUUACCACCCGCAGAAUUUCUUCUGUUUCUCGGUUGACAAGAAAGCCAAAGAAGAUUUGUACUCCAAGAUAUCUACGCUAUCGAAAUGUCUACCCAACGUAAUCAUAAACCCAAUGCGCUAUUCCAUUAGCAGCGGAGGACGUAAUAUGAACCAGGCCCAUUACGAUUGCCUCAAGCUUCUUUCUAAAUUACAGGGCUGGCAGUAUGCCAUAUUACUUCAGAAUUACGACAUGAUGAUCAAAUCCGUGUAUGAGACUGUGGCGAUAUUGCAUGAGCUCAACGGAGCAAAUGACAUUUGUUCAAGGCCUUGCGAAAGCAGAAGAUGGAAUCAUACAGCAAAAUGGGAUGCGCGUUCACUCAAGCUUUUCCGAAACGAGUCACAAGCAUCGGCAACCCAGCUAGCAGCCAAUCUAACAAUAGUACGACACAUGGUACAGUCUACAAUAAGCAGAGCUGCUGUUGAAUGGGCUGUUAAAACCGUUGAUUUGAGUACGCUUAUCAAACAAAUCAACACAGCUAUAUAUGGUUCAGACGAGCUGCUUUGGGCCGCAUUGCAAAUGAGCGACGAUUUGCAAAUGCCAGGAAGAUUUACUCAGAAAUGCAAGCAAAAUUUCGUACCAUGCAUUACAAGGACAGCAUUUUGGUCCCGCCAAAAAAACAUAAUUCGAUGCCCAAAGUAUAGACAUAGCGUCUGCGUGUUUGGUAUUGAAAACCUGCAGUUUUUAUCUAAGAGUAAAACCUUAAUGGCUAACAAGCCUUAUCCUGCUUUUGAUUAUGCAAUUGUUGAUUGCAUGCAUGAACUACUCUUUAACCGUACACACUUAGACCAGGUCGAUCAUAAUCUGGAUCUGCAAUUCUACAGAUCCCUUGAGAACGUUCGUUACCAUAAAAACCUUCUCAACCCCAAUCCUGACUACAAACUACGCUGCCCAUCCGGAGACAAAAAAUCAUGAAGCUUCCGAUCUCAGACAGUUUUUGAAGUCAGCUAUUUUUUUGAGGAAUAAAGAUAUUUUGUGUGUUUUGGUAAGAAUAUGUAGACAACUCACAUACGUGAGAUUGUUUAGUAGUCGAAGUGUCUUCUUACAAACAGC